Molecule: messenger RNA, 915 nt
Organism: Dothidotthia symphoricarpi CBS 119687
Lineage: Eukaryota; Fungi; Ascomycota; Dothideomycetes; Pleosporales; Dothidotthiaceae
Product: arsenate resistance ArsH
Exons: 2
Coding region: 1-915 (304 amino acids)
Molecular function (GO): oxidoreductase activity
Source: RefSeq, a predicted model, not a curated record
AUGACGACCACAAUGACGAACGGCGACUUGAACAAUACAGCAGCGGAACGUGUCCGAACAGAAAUCACUAUAGAUCCAACAUAUCACAACCGCUCCCUAGCCAUCCCUGCCAGUGAAGACGACCCUACAAUUCGAAAAAGCUAUCGGCCAUUCAUUCUCGACGAUGAGACAACAUCAUCCGACUGGGUCUCCCAGGUCGAACUCAGCACGGCAUUGAAGAUGGUGGAGGCGCAAAUCCUGAACAGUGGCGAUGAGCGGUUGAAGGUUCUCGUGCUCCAUGGGAGCAUGCGGUCACGGUCCUACUCACGUCUACUGGCAUUCGAGGCUAGUCGAAUUUUGUUCCGCCUAGGCUGUGACGUACGCAUGUACGAUCCUACUGGGCUGCCAAUGAAGGACGACGUUCAGCACGCGCACGAGAAAGUCGUUGAACUACGGGAGCUCUCGAAAUGGUCAGAUGGACACAUCUGGAUCAGUCCGGAACAGCAUGGGAAUCUGACUGCCGUCUUCAAGAAUCAGAUCGAUUGGGUCCCACUAUCAACAGGCUCAGUCCGACCAACCCAAGGACGCACCUUGGCCAUCGCGCAAGUUUCCGGGGGCUCUCAAUCGUUCAACACAGUCAACUCGUUACGGAUCCUUGGGCGGUGGAUGCGUAUGUUUGCCAUCCCAAACCAGAGCAGUAUCCCGAUGGCGUACAAGCAAUUCACAGAAGAAGAUGACGUCGAAGGGGGGAGUAGACUUAUGCCGAGUGGCAACAGAGACAGACUCGUUGACGUGUUGGAGGAGUUUGUAAAGUACACGAUUGUCAUGCGGCCACAUUUCGAUCUUUUCGGGGAUAGGUUUAGUGAAAGGGAAGAGAAGCGGGCAAAGGACGAGAAGGCGAGGCUUGCAAAGGCUGGGAACUCCGAUAAGAUGUAA